Phaeoacremonium minimum UCRPA7 is the source of this 837-nucleotide messenger RNA. RefSeq names its product putative methyltransferase - protein. NCBI's taxonomy places the organism in Eukaryota, Fungi, Ascomycota, Sordariomycetes, Togniniales, Togniniaceae. The record is from RefSeq and is a predicted model, not a curated record. The transcript has 4 exons. The coding region runs from base 1 to 837 and encodes 278 amino acids.
AUGCCUCCCAAGUAUUACGUCCAUGAGAACGAUGACGAGAAUUGGCGCCUGGCUCAAGGCUCUGAAGUCAUCCGGCAAGCAAUGGGCGGAGCUCUGAUACGAGCUCCAGUUGACUUGUCUCAAAAGAACUUGAGGAUUCUCGACAGUGCCACAGGCGAUGGCUACCAGCUCGCACAGAUUCAAGCUACCCUACCAAACAAGGAGUCCGCAACGCUCAUCGGCACAGACAUCCAGGACCGCUUCCCCAAGCCUCCGCCUCCCGGGAUUCUCCUUCAGAUUCAAGACAUUCUGCAGCCAUGGCCUGAAGAAUGGAAGGGAUCCUUUGACUUAGUGCGCCAGCACCUCUGCCUGAGCUCUGCCGGGCCACGCCAAGCCGAUGUGGUCCUUCGUCUUGGAGAGUUGGUCAAGCCAGGCGGCUGGAUCCAGCUUCUUGAGCCAGAGAACGUGAUUGCUGAGGAUGAUGGUCCAGCACACAAGCAGUGGCUUGCGAUGCUGACUGAGCUGGCGGGACUUAUACAAAUCGACGUGCAUUUCUCGACGAAGCUGGAGAGCUAUCUCAAGGAUGCAGGCUUCGAGGAUGUCCAGAGCGAAAGGGUUGAGACCGCCAUGGGCGCGAAGGUGCCACUGGAGGAGUUGCGAGAGGGGAGCAUCAAAUCCGUCUUACUUGCAUCGAAGAACGUUUUCGGUGCUGGGAAAAUGAUACCCGGCGGCUUCAAGUGCAUGACGGCCGAGGAAUUGGAGUCGUGGCCAACUCGCUGGGAGCAGGAAUUGAAGACAAAGGGCGGGUACUUCCCGAUGCGGGUUGCCUGGGGGAAGAAGCCAAGGAGCUCGGCAUGA